Messenger RNA from Macrosteles quadrilineatus (aster leafhopper), 918 nucleotides. RefSeq lists its product as uncharacterized. The coding region runs from base 1 to 918 and encodes 305 amino acids. The transcript is spliced from 7 exons. The record is from RefSeq and is a predicted model, not a curated record. NCBI's taxonomy places the organism in Eukaryota, Metazoa, Arthropoda, Insecta, Hemiptera, Cicadellidae.
AUGAAAAACUAUCCACAAGACAUCGUCAUUGAAUGGACCUGCCAAAUCCAAGUGGCUCUCAAUGAUCAAGACCAGUCUCGACCUUACAACAUGUUCACACCGAUUGAUGAAUUCGAAUUCUGGAAAUACCGAUAUGAGAACUUGUGGUGUAUCAAAGCCCAAAUGGAGAGCGAGGACUUGAUCGCAAUCACUAACAUCUUGAAGGCCAACCAAUCUGCUCACAUUGAGAGAUUCCAACAAGUUGUGAGCAACAUCGAGCAAGCGUUGACUGAAGCCAAGAGCAACGUGGAAUACCUUCAGAUUCUUGAAGAGCCGUGUAAGGAGCUCGAGCUGGUCGAAACUCCAACCAAAGCUGUAGAACUAAUCCCGAAGAUACUCUUUCUGAUCAGGGUGGUUCAUAACCUUUCUCCCUACUAUGGUUCUGACAAAAAGAUGGUGGCACUCUGCAUGGGUCUUAGCAAUCAGCUGAUAGCUCUGUGUACAAAAUACGUGGACAUGAAUGUUGUGUUCAGUGGCCGGUCUCGGGCAGCCAUUGCUAUGUUCAGGACUUGCAUCACAGCUUGUCAGGUCUACAAGAUGAUUUAUCACAGGGCGAGCACUUGUAUGGAGAACACCGGAGGUUCAAAAACCAGUGAACAGAUAAAAGAUAAUCCACAAGUUUUCAACAAAGUGGAUACUUUUGUGCAGAGGUGUCAAGACAUGGUUGAGGUGUGUGAAGCUAUGGCAGUGUUUGGAAGGAUGGAUGAAACCAUUGAGAUUCCCAAACCAUCGUUUGCUUUGACUCGAGGUGCUGAGUUUGAAGCAGUUUGCGACGCUAUUGAAUCAAAGUUCAAAUCCAGUUUGCAGAAAAUAGAGAAUGACCAAGACUCUAUUUUUGACGUAAACUCGUCAAAUUGGUAUGAGAGUAUCUUGCAGUAA